AUGGCAACCGGAACCGGGUCGCCGUGCGGCGCAUGCAAGUUCCUCCGGCGCAAGUGCGCCCCGGACUGCGUAUUCGGGCCGUACUUCUGUUCGGAGCAGGGCCCGGCCCGAUUCGCGGCCAUUCACAAGGUGUUUGGGGCAAGCAACGUGUCCAAGCUGCUGCAGCACCACGUGCCCGAGCCCAAUAGGUGCGAGGCCGUGGUCACCAUUGCCUACGAGGCCCAGGCUCGAAUCAGGGACCCCGUCUACGGCUGCGUGGCCCAUAUUUUCGCCCUUCAACAACAGGUGGCGUAUCUUCAAGCCCAACUGAUGCAGGCGAAAGCGCAGCUAGCCCAAAGCAUGAUGUUGGACCAAUCAUCACGAACCACAGAGAAUCAAUGGGCCGCUGGGCCCAUUGACCCGGGUUGCAUGGGCCCGUCGUCUCAAUUUCAGCUCCCGAAUUAUAAUAAUUUCACUAACCGGUCGAACAUCUCACCUCAGAGCUCGUUGGACUCCAUUAACGACCACCACGCCAUUAACGGCGGCAUGCAAGAAAUUCAAAGCAGAGAUGAACUACACGCCCUGGCGCUUAGAAUGAUGAACAAUGAAAACUAA
Striga hermonthica is the source of this 594-nucleotide messenger RNA. NCBI's taxonomy places the organism in Eukaryota, Viridiplantae, Streptophyta, Magnoliopsida, Lamiales, Orobanchaceae. The record is from the annotation of a GenBank genome assembly.